AUGAUUCGCCGCAGCCUGCUAGGCGAUUCAACUAGAGAUGAAGCUACACGUAUCAAUGAAGUGCCUGUUUCACACCGAUGGGUCUUUAUAUCGUCUGAGAUACGUCGCAUAAUCUCUGGUUCUCUGUUGCGUACGCCUACGCUUGCCACAGAUUCCAUAACACCGGAGGUCACAAAGUGGACGCGUAUUCUGUCACAACUUAACGAACGUCUGGGCCGAAUGAGCGGCGGCAAUGACGUUGUAUGCAGCAAUGGUGUGCCUCUAGGCGAUCAAACGGCCACGGAGAUGUUGAAUGCGAUCAACAGCGCGAAGCGCCGUGUGUGGAUGGAGGUGUACAUUUUCGACGAUUCUCCGUUGGCCGCACAGUUCGUACGGGCACUAAAGAACGCCGCUAAGAGAGGAUGUGAAGUCAUACUUAUCAUAGAUUACAUUGGAUCGUUCGGCUUCCCGUCACUAUUUCUCAACGAGUUGUCCAAGCAUGGAGCGCAGGUCAUUGUCUUCAACCCCUUCAUGGAUAGGCAGUUGGCGAUCGGAACUAUGCCCUUUCGAAACCACAAGAAAAUCCUGGUGGUCGACAACGACAUCGCAUUCUGUGGCUCUAUGAAUGUUUCCGUGGACUCUACUAGUUCAAAAAUGGGAGGCAACGGCCGGUUCUACGAUAUCAACCUGCGGAUACGUGGGCCGGCGGUGUGUGAUCUAGCCAAUGUAUUCAAACGCACUCUUGCUAUGACGUCCUACAAAGUAGAAGAUUUACAGCCGUGCGUACCCCCCAGUCCCAUAGAGGACGGUGUCAUCGUGCAGGUCCUUGAGUCAGACAUGUUCCGUCUUUCAAGGCGCAACGGCAUCCAGUCCUCGCUGGCCACAGUCAUUUCCAACAUAGAACAUGCUGUGAAGGCCGAGCAGAACGUGUACCUCACCACCAGUUACUUCUAUCCCCCGGGGUUCUUGCGCCGAACCCUCCUGUCUGCCUGUAAGAGAGGUCUCCAGGUACACAUGCUCCUCUCCGGGAAUUCAGACGUACCUGGCGACAUCAACGCAACGCUGCACGUCCUGCGGAAAUUUUUCCGAAAACGCUUUGAAGGUGCCAAUGACUUCAAGGUAUAUAUGACCACCAAGGAGCACUGCCACGGCAAAUGCGUCGUUGUGGACGAUAUAUGGAGUUGUGUUGGUAGCUUUAAUUGGGACAGAUGGUCGAGUAGACGGAAUUUGGAAGUUUCAGUGGGAAUAUUAGACCCUUCAAUUGCCGUGAAACUCAAGUCUCUGCAAAUGGAGAAAGAAAAGGAAGCUGUAGAGUACACCAGGGCAGAUUCACUAAACCGACCGACGCUUCUAAAAAUCUUCGAUUCACUACUUUAUAAGAUUGUGCGUUUUUCAGGACGCAACUGCUUCGACGGGUUAUCGAAUGACGGGUUCAAGAGCAGGUUUAAGAAGGCUUUUAUCCGCACCUUAAUUGACGAUAAGGCGGCAGAGACCAUCGCAUUGUGCAACAUGGCCGGCGUCUAG
This is a messenger RNA of Babesia bigemina, 1503 nucleotides long. RefSeq names its product phospholipase D active site motif family protein, putative. The record is from RefSeq and is a predicted model, not a curated record. Bases 1 to 1503 code for a protein of 500 amino acids. The transcript is spliced from 6 exons. Gene Ontology annotation, molecular function: catalytic activity. Lineage: Eukaryota; Apicomplexa; Aconoidasida; Piroplasmida; Babesiidae.